Molecule: messenger RNA, 1330 nt
Organism: Nematocida parisii ERTm1
Lineage: Eukaryota; Fungi; Microsporidia
Exons: 1
Coding region: 1-1230 (409 amino acids)
Source: RefSeq, a predicted model, not a curated record
AUGCAGGUAUUCUCUAAAUUAGUCAAAAUAGUGUGCAUCACCGCACUAAUAUCAAUGUCCACAGGGCAUACUGAUGGAGAAGUUUUAUUAGAAGAAAGGGCUGUGGUAGAGUCCAAUUCAAGUAUUAUGAAUGCUAUAGGAGGAACAAUGAAUAAAAUCACUAAGUCCAUCGACAUGUUAAGAAGUAGAUUCUUGAGUAAAUUUAUAAGUACAGAUAGUAUUAGAGAGUACGGUUCUGAUGACAUAUACGAAAUAGACCUAGACACAUCUGAUUGUGUUAUAAAAUCUCCCCGAGAUACAUGCGAAAGUAAUACUGGUCUUCUGCUACAAUGCGAUCCAACAUUUAAUGAAUACGCAAAAGACAGCAUUAUGUAUGAAAGCAGCGAUGAGGAAGUGCCUGCUGGCAAUAAAUUGGGCAAAAGGGAGAAUAAUUGGUUUGGAUAUUACUUUAAUGGUAUAACAGUCUUCAACCAUCCGUAUAUUUAUGACAUAUUUGCAAAUAAAAGCACUCCAGAGAUAAUUAACAAAAAAGAAAAUGAACUGCCAAGAAUAAAACGGCCAAAGAGAAAUAUUUUUACAAAUACAAAGAACUUCUUCUCUAUAUGGGCGCCCGAAAUGAAGAGUGUAUUUUACUGCAUGGUUGUUAUAUUUAGUGUAUUUAGCACAUAUUAUCUGGAUCAGACUGACAUUCCUAAAACAUCAAAGGAUUUUAUUAGAAAGGGUGUACAGACGGCAAUUAAUACAGCGAAAGAAUUUAUAGUAAAUAGCAAUGGAAACCCCUCGUUAAAUAGCACAGAAGUAUCCCAAUAUAUAGAAAUAACCCGAAAUGACAUUAUUUCAGGAAAGAUUCUUGUGUUUUCAUCUCUAAUUGAUUUAGAAGCAGUUAUAGCAAGAGAGGAAAAGAUUUUUGAAAUGAUAGACCAGCUAGGGAUGCGGGGAAGUGAACUACCAAAGUAUGUCCAUGAUUUGGCAAACAUUUGUUUAGAACAAGCAGGAAUCCCUGUAGGACCAGCUUACAAUGGCCUAACUCAUUUGCUUAAACUGCAUAUGUAUACAUAUUCAUAUGAAGGGAUGAUUUCAGUACUCCAGAACCCGUAUAUAAAAGAUAUUAGGCGGGAGCACUUGGAUGACGUGUUCAGACUAUUUGGAAGUGAAAUAUUACAGAUACUCCUAGCAACUAGGCAGUAUUUUGCUGAGUGUAUUCUUCUUGAUGGCAUAACUACUUCUUAGUUCUAUGCAAUGGGUGGUAAGAAUAGCCAAAUCGCGCCCAUUAUUAAGAAAUUCGGGUUAUAGUAUAUGUCUAGAAAAUAAAAAUAAAACAUAGCAUGAA